AUGGCCGCCCGCCCGCCAACAAUCGACCGACAGUCCACGACCCCCUUCCACCUGAAACUCUUCUACCGACUCAACAACUACCACCACCUCUCCGACUUCGCGCCGCCCUCUCCCUCCUACCAUUCCUACCACGGCCCAACCAGCGGGCCCAACGCGAUCCGCGCCUCAGCCCGCAGCCCACCACCCGCAACACCGAGCUCUCUCCCCCCGCACCUCCAAAUCUACACCUGGCAAUCCUGCACCCUGCGCGAACUCUCGCAACUACUUACCUCCGCGCUACCCAACCUCCUCCCCUCCCCCUCCAUCGGCACCCGCAUCUGCUUCCGUCUCAUCUACCCCGACACCAAAGGCGCCGCGAUCCACGGCCCCGAAGCGCGCGGCCGCUACCUCGCGCGGGACUUGGGGAGCGUGGUCGUCGGCGAAGAGCAACAAGUUCAUCCCGACGAUGAGAACGCUGCAGGAAAUGCGGUUCAUCAUUGGCGAUUAUGUCGACUGUGCGAUUUUGCCGCCGUUGGAGGAUGGGAGUGUUGCGCCGCCGGUGAAUUCGGGGCGCGGCGGCGCGAUGGGCGGUGGCAUGAGGGCGUUUCCGAGCGAGAGGGAGAGGUUUAG
Messenger RNA from Aspergillus heteromorphus CBS 117.55, 609 nucleotides. Its product is annotated as SAP18 family protein. The coding region runs from base 1 to 609 and encodes 202 amino acids. Gene Ontology annotation, biological process: negative regulation of DNA-templated transcription. NCBI's taxonomy places the organism in Eukaryota, Fungi, Ascomycota, Eurotiomycetes, Eurotiales, Aspergillaceae. Gene Ontology annotation, cellular component: nucleus. The record is from RefSeq and is a predicted model, not a curated record. The transcript is spliced from 2 exons. Gene Ontology annotation, molecular function: transcription factor binding; transcription corepressor activity.